AUGUCUGAACUCGAAAAUGGUGUCAAGUCGUUGAAUCUGAACAACGACACCCCCGCUGCUCCCCGAAGCAAGUACGUGCCCCCCCACCGGGCCAAGGCUGCCGCCACCGGUAACGGAACCUCCAACUCCGCCCCCUCCAACGACCGACGAGAGGCUGGCCGAAACCUGUACUCCCAGUACUCCAACUCCUUCCAGAACAACUCCCGAGGCUCCUACGGGGGAGGCUACGGAGGUGGUCGAGGCGGUCGAGGCGGUCGAUCUUGGGGCAACGACGGUGGCUACCGAGGUGGCUUCCGAGACCCCUCCCAGGGCUCUUUCGUGGAUGGUAAGCAUGUCCCCGGCCCCCGGAACGAGCGAACCGAGGUUGAAAUCUUCGGCGUUGCUAACGACGAGCGAUUCCAGUCCACCGGUAUCAACUUUGAUAACUACGACGAGAUUCCCGUCGAGGCCACCGGUAACGACGUGCCCGAGCCCAUCAACGCUUUCACCUCUCCUCCCCUCGAGGAGCACCUGCUGACUAACAUCAAGCUUGCUCGAUACAACAAGCCCACCCCCGUCCAGAAGUACUCUGUCCCCAUUGUUGCUGCUGGCCGAGACCUGAUGGCCUGUGCCCAGACCGGUUCUGGUAAGACCGGAGGAUUCCUCUUCCCCGUUCUGUCCCAGUCCUUCUUCCACGGUCCCUCCCCCACCCCACAGCCCACUGGCCCUCGACACAUGCACAAGAAGGCCUACCCCACUGCCCUUGUGCUUGCUCCCACCCGAGAGCUUGUGUCGCAGAUCUACGACGAGGCCAAGAAGUUCGCCUACCGAUCCUGGGUCCGACCUUGCGUCGUCUACGGUGGUGCCGACAUUGGCGAGCAGAUGCGAAACAUUGAGCGAGGCUGCGACCUCCUUGUUGCUGCUCCCGGUCGACUCGUCGAUCUGAUCGACCGAGGCAAGGUCUCUCUGGAGAACAUCAAGUACCUUGUCCUUGAUGAGGCCGACCGAAUGCUCGAUAUGGGUUUCGAGCCCCAAAUCCGAGCCAUCGUCCAGGGCUCCGGCAUGCCCGACGUUAACGAGCGACAGACCCUCAUGUUCUCCGCCACCUUUCCCCGGAACAUCCAGAUGCUGGCCCGGGACUUCCUCAAGGACUACAUCUUCCUGUCUGUCGGCCGUGUCGGUUCCACCUCUGAGAACAUCACCCAGAAGGUCGAGUAUGUUGAGGAUGGAGACAAGAUCUCUGCUCUGCUCGACAUUCUCUCUGCCGCUGGCAAGGGCCUGACCCUGGUCUUCGUCGAGACCAAGCGAGGUGCCGAUUACCUCUGUGAUGUUCUGCAGAGCGAGGACUUCCCCGCCACCUCCAUUCACGGAGACCGAUCUCAGCGAGACCGAGAGCGAGCUUUGGAAAUGUUCCGAGACGGAACUACCCCUAUUCUGGUCGCCACUGCCGUCGCUGCUCGAGGCCUGGAUAUCCCCAACGUUACCCACGUUGUUAACUACGAUCUCCCCACCGACAUUGACGAUUACGUCCACCGAAUCGGUCGAACUGGCCGAGCCGGAAACACCGGUAUUGCCACCGCCUUCUUCAACCGAGGCAACAAGGGUAUCGUGCGAGAGCUCAUCGAUAUCCUCAAGGAGGCCCACCAGGACGUUCCUCAGUUCCUCGAGUCCACUGCCCGAGAGGCCUCUUACGGAGGCCGAGGCGGAGGCCGUGGCCGAGGUGGCUUCGGUGGAGGCCGAUCUCGAGCUACCCAGGAUUUCCGAAAGCAGGGUGGCGGCUUUGGCUCCAACGACCGAUUCGGAGGCUCCUCCGGCGGCUCUUCUUACGGUGGCGGUUCCUCUUACGGUAACCAGGGUGGUAACAACAACUGGUGGUAA
Messenger RNA from Yarrowia lipolytica CLIB122, 1857 nucleotides. RefSeq lists its product as uncharacterized. Gene Ontology annotation, molecular function: RNA helicase activity; RNA binding; ATP binding. Gene Ontology annotation, cellular component: nucleus. The record is from RefSeq and is a predicted model, not a curated record. Lineage: Eukaryota; Fungi; Ascomycota; Dipodascomycetes; Dipodascales.